AUGCUACCGUCAUUCGUCAUUGUGUCAUAUUUCAUAUUCUGCUCCUUUGUUUCUGCUCUUCCACAAGCGGCUACCAAACCACCCAAAGGCGCUGCAACCAUACAGAAGGUCGACGUCGAUGCCCCAGACGUGGAUACCGAGGGAAGCGGAUGUCGUGCCGGCUCAGUUGGAGUCUUCAUAUCGGAGGACAACAAUUUUAUGACUCUGAUUUUCGAUGAUUUCCAGGCUGCGAUUGGCCCCAAAGCAGGCAGCACUAAGAAAAGAGCGUUCUGCAGGGUCAAUGUGACCAUGGCGUCACCAGGUUGGGCUUUUGACGUCAAAUCCGUCGACUUCAGAGGUUAUGUCGAUCUCGGUAAGGGUAUUGAUGCAAGCUUGGUGUCGAGAUGGAAGUGGAUCGACCCAAAGACGAACCUGGACAUCAAGGGCAAGGGCAACACCCAAAAGAAGUUGACGGGUCCGUUCAAGGAUGACUUUCUGUUACACAAAGAUGGGGAGGUAGGGGAUGGAGAACAGUCCAUAUGCUCAACCAAAGCCUCAGCGAAGUUUCAGCUCAGUCUGUCGGUCUCAUUGUCAUCCACAGUGUCGACUUCAAAUGGCCAUGUAAAAGGAGAUUCAGCGGAUGCGGCUUUUGGCGAAGUCCUCAAUCUUGGGUGGAGGAAAUGCUAG
Aaosphaeria arxii CBS 175.79 is the source of this 666-nucleotide messenger RNA. RefSeq lists its product as uncharacterized. Lineage: Eukaryota; Fungi; Ascomycota; Dothideomycetes; Pleosporales. Bases 1 to 666 code for a protein of 221 amino acids. The transcript is spliced from 2 exons. The record is from RefSeq and is a predicted model, not a curated record.